Molecule: messenger RNA, 1830 nt
Organism: Olea europaea var. sylvestris
Lineage: Eukaryota; Viridiplantae; Streptophyta; Magnoliopsida; Lamiales; Oleaceae
Exons: 1
Coding region: 113-1627 (504 amino acids)
Source: RefSeq, a predicted model, not a curated record
CAGGAAUACAGACUCAACAUUCGUCACUCUAUAAAAUCUGAUAAUCACUCUGCAAAAACAAAUCAAGAACUCUCCAAGAAACAGAAUAUUCUCGAAUUUGAUUAGAGGGAAGAUGAGUGUUUUGCAAUAUAAAGAAGGUGUGAGUUCUAAUGAUCUUCAGAUAUGGAACAAUGCCGCAUUUGAUAAUGGAGAUCUUAAAGAAAUUUCAGGGAAUAAGCCUUCAUGGAGUCCUAUAAAGCCCAUGUUGUUGAAUUCGACAGAGUCGAUCAUCUCGGAUUCUUCGAGCAAAGAGAAUGAGGGUCCUCUGUUUGAGAACCCAAUUUCUUCUGUUUCUUCUUCUCUCAGAUCUGUUGUGACACCCUUCAAGCCGGUUAAUGUGAAUGGAGCUUCGGAGAAUUUGAAAACUAGAGGAAUUUCAAAACAGGAUUUUGAAGAGAAGGUGGAUUUGAAGAGUUUCGAUGAGGAAAUCGAGGAGAUUGAGAUGGAAAUUAAAAGAUUGACUUCAAGAUUAGAGGCUCUGAAACUGGAAAAGGCUGAUAGAAGUGUAAAAACAAUGGAAAAGAGAGGAAGAGUGAUCCGGGCGAAGUUUUUGGAACCUAAACAGAGUGUUAAAAAUGCGGAAGAGAAGAAAGAGAUUGAACAGACUUCAUCAAUGAGAGCAAGAACUGGGGUUCAGAGGAAGGGGCUUAGUUUAGGACCUGCAGAAAUUGUUGCUGGCGCAAGAAGGGGAAUGAGUAUGGGGCCUUCUGAGAUUUAUGGAUCUGCGAGAUCCCUGAAAUUGGGCAAGCAAGAAAUGGUCACACCUGCAAAAGUUGUUGCUGAAGCUCGAAGGGGAAUGAGUAUGGGGCCGUCCGAGAUUUUUGGAUCCGGGAAAUCCCAAAAACUUGGAAUGAUCACACCUGUUCAGCCUUUACAGAGUAGACGAAAAUCUUGCUUCUGGAAGUUAGAAGAUAUUGACGAAGGGAAAGUGAUGAGUAAAGAAAGGGGGAAGAGUUCAAGUGUUAGCCCUGAUUCAAGAAAAACUAUGGCAAAUUCUCGGCUUUUAUCAAGACAGGCUGUUACUACAGUUGGAUCCAAGAAGGCUGUGAAGAAAGAGGAUCGAAUGGUGAACUCUGUUCAGCCCAAGAAAUUGUUCAGAGAUGGCGAGAAGUCUGUUCCUGCUAAGCCAUUAAGGACAGGUAGAGUUGUAGCGAGCCGGUAUAAUCAGAGCACAAAUCCUGCCUCAGAAAUGAGAAAGCGAUCCUUGCCAGAUAAUGGUAAGGCUGAGAAUAGGGGUGAUAAGAAACGCUCUCUAUCAGCUGGGAAACCUCGUGUAACUUUCAGGGAUGACAAGAAUUUAGGCAUUGAAAGUCGGGUGAAAAAGCGAUGGGAAAUUCCAAGUGAGUUUGUUGUUCAUAGUAGUUUGUUGGAGGGUGAGAAUUCUCCACGGUCUACUACUGCUGUUCUUGAUUUGCUUCCAAGGAUUAAGAUUUCUCAGUACACCAAUGAGAGCCCCCGGGAUUCCGGCCCUGCAAAAAGAGUGGUUGAAUUGAUUGGGAAGAAAUCAUAUUUCUGCUAUGAUGAGGAAGUGGAGCCAUCAGUCUGUCAAGCCUUGAGUUUUGCAGAAGAUGAAACUGAAGAAAAUUAAAGGGAAUAACGAGAAUACGUUAAAAAUCAUCCUUAAAAUUCUCAUUCCCAUAUUAUACAGCAGCGCAGUUUCACUUCUGAUGUAAUAUACUCUGAGCCAUUAGUUCUUAAUUUUCUUCAAAUGUGAUAUCAUAAUUGAAAUAAGCUUUUUCGUUUUUAUGUGUAAUGAACAUUGAGAAAGCAUACUUGUGCCUUCUCCUAAUA